Molecule: messenger RNA, 3351 nt
Organism: Lampris incognitus (smalleye Pacific opah)
Lineage: Eukaryota; Metazoa; Chordata; Actinopteri; Lampriformes; Lampridae
Product: phosphoinositide 3-kinase regulatory subunit 5-like
Exons: 18
Coding region: 149-2758 (869 amino acids)
Biological process (GO): G protein-coupled receptor signaling pathway; positive regulation of MAP kinase activity
Cellular component (GO): phosphatidylinositol 3-kinase complex, class IB
Molecular function (GO): 1-phosphatidylinositol-3-kinase regulator activity
Source: RefSeq, a predicted model, not a curated record
AGGGGAUCUAUUCUGGAAGAUGCGGUCUCUGUUUUUCCCCAUCGGUACUUGUGUCAGCCGGGCCAGGUCUGACGUGUAAUGGGUCCUGUGGAUCAACGCAGCUGCCCUGGUAGACAGAUAGUCUGGAUGAAGAAGAUGAUGAUCUGAGAUGGAGCAGAGCUCGUCGUGCACGGAGGACCGAAUCCAUCAUGCCCUCGAGCGUUGCCUCUGCGGCUUGGGUUUAGACUAUCCGGACAAAGAAGUCUGGACUGCUGGGCUGUGCAUAAACCGCUGGUGUUUGGAGGAACUGGUGAAAAGAGAUGUCCCCAACUUCCUGUUUCUGCUGCAGCAGAUCCUGAGGAAAACAAAGGAGGUCCUGGAGAGGAGUCGGUAUGAGCUGGUGGUCCCCCUGUGCCUCCUCUUCUCUUCAACUCUCCUGAAAGCUCCUUACAUGGCUCCACAUCGCGGGCUGCUGCAGGAGGCCUACCUGUUGUUCUGCAGUUUUCUGUCCUGGCCGGAGCCCUGUUGUUCAGCCAGUAAACGCCUGCUCCGUGUCAUCAACCAGGAGCUCCGGGCACCAGGUAUUUCUUUUCAGAGACUGGUGAGGGAGGAGCAGGGUCUUACCACUGACAAUAACAACUCCAAAAUCAUCACUGUGUUUUUAGUGAACCAAAAAGAGGACGUCCCCCCGGAGGUACAGUCCGUGUCCGAACAGCUGAGUAGCGCCCGUCACUCCCGGAAAGACAUCACCGUUGGUCUGAUCGCUCAUGCCUUCCAAGCAGCUCUGGGUACCACGUAUCCCCUGCACACGCUCCAGGCUGCUCUACAGUCAAAACCACCAGAUGAGCUGGAGCAGCUCCUGGCGGCGAUAGCAGACACUAUGGAGACAGCGGCCUUCACGGAGGACCCUGACGCGGCCAGAGAGGGUCUACAAUAUGACAUGGAGAAGCUGAGGGAGACCCUUUCAAUUCCCUCCACGGCUGACGGUGACGCAAACCUCGGAGCUGUCAAGAUUUUCGAGCUGCCCUUCGCCAAAUGCCAGAUAUGCUCCUGGGAAAAAGACAAUUUUGAUAAUUUGAGUGACAUUCUCGCAAAUGAGCUGAACCAAGAUCCUAAAAUUGAUGGGGAGAAAUGCAACGAGGAGAACGGGAGCGAGGAAGGGGGGUCGGAGGAAAAGAAAGAGGACCACAAAUUCCAAGACCACCGCAUUUCAACCACAUCCACUUCCUCCAGGGACUCAAUGUUCUCCAGCUACUCCCUGUCCUCCAGCUGGUCCGUCCCGUCUACUCUGUCCGAGUCAUCUGGUGUGGAAAGUGACUUCAGCGAGGACGUAGAGGAGGCUGACGACCACCAGCUGAGGCCCAGAAAGAAACCCAAGAAGAAGUCCAGUUCUCUCUUGAGCGUGGAACGCUUCUCCUUGCUAUUCAAGCCCAAUGGUAGUCCUUCCCUCUGCCGCCGUGUCCAGAGCAUGGGUUACAGCGGCGAUGUCAACAGGGACUCCCCUCCGACCAGGGCGCAGUUCAAGCGUUCCAAGUCCCUACCGAGACAGGUCCAUCUUUCACUCGGACCUGCUCUGUCAUCCAUCGAUGCUGUCCAGGAUCCUUCAUCUCCUCAGAAGCACAUGUGCAUCCGCAAGAGACCCAUCCUGAGCUGUGAUGAGGGGGUCGAAACGGAGGCAUCCACCUUGGUCAGAGUGGUGGUAUUUGGGGGUGACAGAGAGGCGGGGAGGCUGGCGCGGGCAUACAGCGACCUACAGCAGAAGGAGAGCAGGUGUCCUGGCCUCACCAGGAUGUGCAAGCUGCAGUUCUACUUCAUCCCGGCAAAGAGGCAGAGUCUUGGAAGUCCAGCAGGGGGACCUGCACCAAGUGAGGGGCAAACAAGAUGUCCCACCAAAGUCAUACCCUCUGUGCAGGAGCAAGGUAGAGUUGUGUUCGAGGACAGAACGACUGAUGUAGCACAGCUGCUGGGCAUGAUCGACCCCUGGUACGAAAGGAGUGUGCUCAGUCUACUCAGCCUGUCGUCUGACAUUCUUUGUCAGACAACCUGUAAGGAGGGCAGUGAUUCUGGCGAUGGUGUGGAGAGCCUCCCCCUAUUGGCUGACCUUGUGCUGUAUUAUUGCAGAAAUGCCAGCCAGCCUGCUCUUGUGCAGCUCUACCAAGCUCAGCUGACCUUGGCUGGAGGAGAGAGGAGAAGGGAGGUGUUUAUUUAUUCUCUGGAGCUUGGACACACAGCUGGAACCAGGGCUGUCAAGGCAAUGGGUGUCGCCAGUAAAAGGUUUGGUAUUGAUGGGGAGAGGGAAGCGGUCCCUUUAACACUAGGUGUUGCCUACAGCAAGGUGUCAGUAAGUAGAAGGAGACAAUGGAAACAGACAGAGAUGGUUUGCACAUCAAUUAACCUUUACAAAGCCUGCAGGAAACCCGAGGAGAUUGACUCAAGAACUGAGAGUUUGCAGCUGACGAUGACUGAAGUCUUGAGACGACAAUGCUCCAAGUCUAAGAUGGGCUACAACCAGCACAUCUCUGUAUCGGAGGUGAAGGUGGACGAGGUCCAGGUGAGCAGUGUGGACAACAUGACCACCUUCGCCGUGUGUCUGGAUCAGGAUGAGAAGAAGAUCAUCCAAAGCGUAACCAGGUGUGAGGUGUCUCUAUGCUGUAAACCGGGGAGCGUUUCCGACUGGAGCUCUUACAAGCCUUUACCCGGCCAGGUCCAACCCUUACACCCCUCCUACUGUUCCCUGCUGUGCCUCCCCAUCACCUCCUUCUCCGUCUCAAAUCCUUGACACAGGGGAAGGAGCCUGUGUCGGGGCUGGACAAUGAAACACUGAACGUGCUGUCACUUUUUUUCAACAUUUUAGGGGAAUUUUAGACACGUAACUCAACUAGCUUGUCGUCGAUCCACUCCUCAUAAACCACGGUUGCCGGAGGAGAGGUUUCACAUGAGGGAAAUGGGUGAGGUGUUGUGAAGUGAAUAGGGUUUAUGUGAGGAAGGGUCACGCUUGCGUUCUCCCAAAGAUGAACUAUGCGAUUACAUUCACCGGAGAGCCUCAUCCUCCAGACAGAGACUUGAAAGUCUCAAAUAGGGUUGCGACCAAAUUAUCUCUGCUGUUUGUCUUGCGCCUCAUAUCUUUGAGCAGAAUAGCAAUACUUUAAACCAAUUAAGAUAAUAUAUAUUGUGUUAAUCUGAGAUAUCUAAUUAUUUGAGAUAUUUACUAUUGGUGUUUGUUGGACUGACAAGUUGUUGGGGUUGAACCCUACAGGCAUUUAUUCAUUCCAACUUCCUCCUGGAGUAUGUGGUUGAAGAAUGAUGAGAAUAAUUUUACUGUAAUGGAUGAUGUAAAUGAGUUCCUGCAGCCACGGUGGGUUUUAACCCUCU